Messenger RNA from Quercus lobata, 8078 nucleotides. Its product is annotated as putative disease resistance protein RGA3. Gene Ontology annotation, molecular function: ADP binding. NCBI's taxonomy places the organism in Eukaryota, Viridiplantae, Streptophyta, Magnoliopsida, Fagales, Fagaceae. The coding region runs from base 681 to 4010 and encodes 1109 amino acids. The transcript has 29 exons. The record is from RefSeq and is a predicted model, not a curated record.
CAGAAGGUCGUUUGGCUUUUCCUUUAAUUAUUUUUCCCCCUUUCUUCUUUGCUUUCUCUCUCACUCAUGGGCUGUGCUUUUCUUUGUCCCCCACAUAAUUUGGCUUUAAUCAUGUUGAGUGCCCAUGUGGGAAAUUGGGAAUCUUUGGUCCUUCCAGUUCAUUAAUAAAGCAGGAAAGAAAAAUAUCAGUAUCACCUCUAAUCACCUCUUUUUCUAUCUCUUAUUCUUCUUCUUCAAGACAUUCAGUUUAACUCUACAUCCUCCUUUCUUUUUCUUCUACUUUCGGAUUUAGUUUCUAAACAAUUUAAACAGGUACUAGCAAAGGCUCCAACAAUUUUCAGGUUCUAUCUUUUGGAUUCAAGGGUGUUUGUGCUUGAACUGAGUCCUUGAAAAAAGAUAUUGCAGCCAACAAAGCCUGAGCCUAACAAACAGGAAACAGCAGAAGGUCGCUUGGCUUUUCCUUUAAUUAUUUUUUUCCCCAUUCUUCUUUGCUUUCUCUUUCACUCACGGGCUGUGCUUUUCUUUGUCCCCCACAUAAUAUGGCUUUUACCAUGUUGAGUGCCCAUGUGGGAAUCUUUGGUCCUUCCGUUUUAUUUUAAAGCAGGAAAGAAAAAUAUCAGUAUCACCUCUUUUUCCAGUUUCUUCUAUUAUCUACAAAACUUCCCACUUCAACUGCAAGUAUGGCCGAACCUCUAGUUUCUGCUAUCUUGGAUCAGUUUGUUUCAAUUGCUGCUCGGGAGGCGGAACAAGAGAUAAGAUUGGUAGUUGGUGUUAAAAAAGAAGUCAAAAAGCUUGAACGCAAUCUCAAAACCAUCCAUGCAGUGCUUGAGGAUGCUGAGAAAAGACAACUGACAGAAACAGCUGUGAAGGUUUGGUUACAAAAGCUCAAAGACGUAUCCUACGAGAUGGAUAAUAUGCUGGACGAGUGGAACACUGCGUUGAUCCAAUCAGAAAUCGAGAAAGAAGAAGCAAAAUCUGAAAACUCCCUUACUGUAGAGAAGAAGGUACGCUCGCUCAUCCCCUCGUCUUCAUGUUGUUUCCGUCCAGUUAAAAAACUUUGUUUGCGUCACGAUAUUGCUCACAAAAUAAAAGAACUGAGUGGAAACUUAGAUGAGCUUCUUAAAGAGAGAGUCGGUUUCGGGUUUGAGUUGAAUAGGGAUACUGAAGUAGUUGCUCGACCAAAAACUACCUCCCUUGUUGAUGUGUCUAAAAUAUGUGGUCGUGAUGAGGAAAGGAAUGAGCUAGUGAACAAACUCUUGGGCAGGGGUUGCCAAGAAGAAAAGAGCCCCCAUGUCAUCUCCUUAAUAGGCAUGGGUGGUAUGGGAAAAACAACUCUUGCCCAACUAGCCUACAAUAAUGUUGAUGUGCAGGCCCAUUUUGAAAAACUAAUAUGGGUAUGUGUUUCUGAUCCUUUUGAUCAGAUUAGGGUUGCCAAAGCAAUCAUUGAAUCUAUUGUAGGUCAAUCCCUUGACAUUACUGAAUUGCAAAAUCUAGUAAAUAGAAUUUGUGAUUUGAUAAGGGGAAAGAAGUUUUUUCUUGUUUUAGAUGACGUGUGGUCUGAAAAACCCAAUGAUUGGGAGCCAUUCGAACUUGCACUCAAAUGUGGCGCUCAAGGUAGUAGAAUUUUGAUCACCACUCGUAAGGAGGGAGUUGCAAAGGUGGUAAAUAGUGCAUAUACCAUCAAUUUACAUGUAUUAUCUGAUGAAGACAGCUGGUUGAUAUGCAGUCAAAUGGCAUCUGUUGACAAAGACGAUGAGCAACUAGGAGAACUUGGUCGAGAACUAGCAAAAAAGUGUAAGGGCUUGCCACUAGCUACAAAGAUUCUAGGGAGUGUCAUGGGCAGGCAAAGAAGUAGGCAAAAAUGGAAGACUAUUUUGGACAGUAAUUUAUGGGAAUUAGAAGAUGUUCAAAAUGGUGUUUUAGGACCAUUAUUAUUUAGUUAUAAUGAAUUGCCGUCACCAACAAAACAAUGCUUCUUGUAUUGUGCUAACUUUCCAAAGGAUUAUCUCUUUUCUAGAAAUGAGUUGGUCUACCAAUGGAUGGCACAAGGAUAUUCUGGUUCAAAAUCUAAUAUGGAGGAUAUGGGAGAAAGGUAUUUUGAAAAAUUAGUUAUGCACUCCUUCUUCCAAGAUUUUGAGAAAGACAACAAUGAUGAUGAUAAGAUAAUAAGAUGCAAAAUGCAUGAUAUGGUGCAUGACUUUGCCUUAUCAAUGACAACAAAUGAAUGCUUCACAAUUGAUAUUGACAAAGUGUUGGAGAUAGAUUGGAAAAGUGCUUGCCAUUUGACAUUAGAAUUGAAUGAGGAAACACAAUUUCCAGUAUCUAUCUAUAAUGCAAAAAAUCUACGGACUCUUUUUCUACGAACUCCUCCUUAUCUUAGAAGAAUGGUCUUCCCAUCUGAUUUAUUCCAGCAUUUGACAUGCCUCCGGUCAUUGAAUCUGGAAGAAACUUACUUCAAGAAAGUUCCAAAUGAAGUGGAAAAAUUGAAACAUUUAAGAUUGCUUAAUUUAUCAAAUUGUUCUAAUAUUACAGAAUUACCUGAAACUUUGUGUAAUUUAUGUAAUUUACAAACUUUGGAUAUUAGUGGUUGUGGUGAAAUUAAGAAAUUACCCCAAGGAACGGGUAAACUAAUUAAAUUAAGACAUCUUAUUGGAAGUUAUUUGACCAAACCCUUUCCAAAAGGGAUUGGGAGAUUGAGUUCUCUUAGAACAUUAGAGAAAUUCAUAAUAGGUGGUAUAAACAAUAUUGGGGAAUGUAAACUUGGAGAGUUGAAGAAUCUAGUCCACCUUAAAGGGUCUCUUGAGAUAGGAGGCCUGGAAAACGUAACAGAUGUACAAGAGGCUGAAAAUGCACAACUAAAAAAUAAGAUACACCUCCGUAAGUUGAGAUUACAUUUUGGUGAGGAAGCUGAGAAUAGAAGAGGGGAGAAUGAUGAAUUAGUUCUUAAUGCGUUGGAGCCACAUCCAGAGUUGGAGAGUUUAUGGAUUUAUGGGUACGGGGGUACAGGGUAUCCUAAUUGGGUGAUGUCUUUGACCAUUUUGAAAAAGCUUGAGCUUCAUUGGUGGGAUAAUUUAGAGCAAUUGCCUCCUCUGGGGAAGCUGCGUUUCCUCGAAUCAUUAGUGAUAGAAGGUGCGAAAAGUAUGAAAAAGGUGGGUGUUGAAUUUUUGGGAAUAGAAUCCAAUAGGAAGAAGGAUGAGGAGAUGGGAUCAACAUCAACAUCAUCACUUAUCUUAUUCCCUAAUUUGAAAUCUCUCUUUUUUUAUAGAUUAGAAGAGUGGGAAGAAUGGGAUGGGAUGGGAGAAAGUGGUGUUUCAGAAUCAGUUUUAAUUAUGCCACGUCUUCAGGAUUUGUGUAUUGACUCAUGCCCAAAGCUAAACUCACUGCCCAACUUCCUCGAGAAAACUUCGUUAGAGAAAUUGACUGUCGAUUGUCAAAUUUCCAAUUGGAUGACGUUGGCAACAUUAUCUGGAUUGAAAACACUUUGUCUCUUGGAUAUCGACGUAGAGCAUUGGCCCCCUUUGGGGAAGCUGCUGUUGCUCGAAUCGUUAGAGAUAUCUGCCCCCAUAUCGAUAUAUUGUGCCCAUAGAGUGAAAAAGGUGGGUGUUGAAUUUUUGGGAAUAGAAGAAGAAUUCAACAACAACAAGAAGAUAGACGACGAGAAGGGAUCGACAUCAUCAUCUUCUUCUUCUUCGCUUGUCUUAUUCCCUAAUUUAAAGUCUCUCUCAUUUUAUCAUUUGAAAGAGUGGGAAGAAUGGGAUGGGAUUGGAGGAACACUGAGAGAAGAAGAAGCACAAGAAAGUGGUGUUACUAUCACUAUUAUGCCACGUCUUCAGGAAUUGCGAAUUUCGAGAUGCCCCAAGCUGAAGUCGCUGCCAGACUUCCUUCCUACAACUCCAUUGAAGACACUGCAUAUCCUUCGUAGUCCAAUUCUCAGUGAAUGUUGCAAAACAGAGAUAGGAGAUCAAUGGCCCAAGAUUUCUCACAUACCCAACAUCAGCAUUUAUGGAUGAACUGUGCGAAGAGAUGGUCGAUUGGGGCUCUGCAAGUCGCAUCCAUUCAAAUAAGGCCUUAUUAAACCAGAAAUCAAACGACAAGCAUAUUUUGUGCUGGAGAAAAUUUGCGCGUAUGGAUGCAUGUUUGUAAAACACCCACAAAAGAAAGGCUUGCAUUUUGUAUCGCAUACUGACAAAUGAAAGGUCAGCAAGGGUAAAGAGUUUGAAUCCAGAGGAGUGCAUGUGGUUUUCUUGUCCUUUAGAUUGAAGUGUUUCGUGCAAAUAAAGAGGGAGAGAGUGGGAUGUUAGCACUGGGAUAAGAGGGAAUAACUAGAUAGAGGUUUGUUGUUUGUUUGUCUGUAAAAGGCGAAGAGUAGUAGACUGGACCAGUUCAAAAAUUCCCCAAAUUCUGGAAUCAAGGUCAUUCAACUUUUUGUUUAAUAUGGGCACUUUGAUUAUAGGUCUCCUACAGAGGCUGAAGUGAUUCUUUACAUAGAAGAGUGCGAUGAAUAAGAGGUGACCACUGGUCAAGAAGAAAAAAUUACAAAUACCCUGGCUUUGUUAGUUGGAUGGAAAGAGUUGGAUACUCUUUUUUGGAGCAACAUUCAUGGAAUGGUGGAAGUGAAUAACAUUUUCUUAAUAGUCUAUUACAACUUCUUUGCUGCCUCAAUCUUAUCCUCACUCAACAAGUUUCCUCUAUGGUUAUGGUUUAUUUCCUUCAUGAUAUAGGGUGAACUCCAAACUAUGUGUCAUUUGGGAAAGCACCUCUUGCACAAGAGGGAAUGGUCAUGCAAAAGAUUUUGGCACCAUGAUUGGAACAUCUUGAGGGGUUAGUUGCAUCUCCAAAGCUGUCUGCAGAAUUCAGGAGCAGAGCAUGUUGCAAAAUUUGUACUUUCGUGGAGUAGAUGGGACUUGGAAAGAACUUCUGUGAUACUAAUAUGAGGUAAUGCAAUUUGAUUCAACACAAAUAUUGGUUUGUUGUACUGUGGAGGUGAAAUUGGGGCUCUGCAAGUCGCAUCCCUUCAGAUAAGUAAGGCUUGCAUUUUGUAUCACAUACUGACAAAUGAAAGGUCAGGAAGGUUCAAGAGUUUGAAUCCAGAGGAGUGCAUGUGGUUUUCUUGUCCUUUGGAUUGAAGUGUUUCAUGCAAAUAAAGAGGGAGAGAGUGGAAUGUUAGCACUGGGAUCAGAGGGAAUAAGUAGAUAAAAGUCUGUUGUUUGUUUGUCUGUUUAUGCCAUCCAUAGUUGGUUAAUUUUGGAAUGACAAAGUAAAAGGUGAAGAGUAGAAAAGUGGACCAGUCCAGAAAUUCCCCAAAUUCUGGAAUCAAGGCCGUUCAACUUUUGGUUUAAUAUGGGCACUUAGAUUAUAGUUCUCCUACAGAGGCUGAAGUGAUUCUUUACAUUGAAGAGUGCGAAGUAUAAGAGGUGACCACUGGUCAAGAAGAAAAAAUUACAAAUACCUUGGCUUUGUUAGUUGGAUACUCUUUUAUGGAGCAACAUUCGUGGAAGUGAAUAACAUUUUCUUAAUAGUCUAAUACAACUUCUUUGCUGCCUCAAUCUUAUCCUCACUCAACAAGUUUCCUCUAUGGUUAUGGUUUAUUUCCUUCAUGAUAUAGGGUGAACUCCAAACUAUGUGUCAUUUGGGAAAGCACAUCUUGCACAAGAGGGAAUGGCUAUGCAAAAGAUUUUGGCACCAUGAUUGGAACAUCUCGAGGGGUCAGUUGCAUCUCCAAAGCUGUCUGCAGAAUUCAGGAACAGAGCAUGUUGCAUAAUUUGUACUUUCGUGGAGUAGAUGGGACUUGGAAAGAACUUUUGUGAUAUUAAUAUGAGGAAACUAGAAGGCGUGCUCUCAAAGUUGUUAUGGAUGGACUUCCUAAAACCAUUGAUAAAGACAUAUUGGAAGUCCAGGACGCUUUGAAUAAUUUGUGGCCACAGAAAAAGGUCCUUGCUGUUUACAUACCGUAAACGAGACUCAUUAAGCCCAUGUUUGAAGUUGUAUGCAUAGAGAAUGGUGUUAUGCACUACAGUCUUAGCAUUGUCUGAUUUCUUCCUCUUAUCCACCUUAUUUUGAAGGUAUGUAUUUUGUUUUUCCCGUAUGAGGACCAACUAUAUUCUUGAAUGAACAGUGUUUUCUACUAGAUUCUUAUGACUUCUUUGGUCUUUACUGCCUCAAUCCCAUCAUGAGUUUCCUCAUUAAUUUUGGUUUAUUUCCUUCAUGAUACAGAUGAUUACAGAAUGCUAAAGAUAAAUGUACUUUGUAACUACUCCCUCUCCCUCCAUUUCUGGUUAAGGCAAAGUUCAGUUGGGAAUUGUGAUGUGUUUGGAUAAAACAUCCCAUGCAAGAGAGACCGGUGGACAAGAGAAGAUUGGACCAAGUAAAGAAAAAAAAAAUCCAAAUUUGUCAUCAGAAUGAGCAAAAAAUAUAGUUAGUAACAAUAAUUUCCAACCUAUUAAGGGUCAAGGAACACUUUGCCCUCAUUCUGGCCAGACAUCAUGCAAAAUGUUGCGUUCCCUUGGGCCUCAGACAUUGGGCCAGUCUAUUUGGUGACACAUAAAAAGCAACCGAGGCUAAAGUGUUCUGUGGCAUGCAUGGGAAGCAACCACCAGGUAGAAGAAGAUAUUACAAACAUCUUGGAACAACAUCCCAACUGGAAGAGUGUGGGCAUGGGAGGUAAUCACAAAAUUCAAGAAAUCUUUAUGUUCUUUUUCUCCCUCCUCUUUUGGUUGAGGCAAAGUGAACUUGAAACAAUGUUCCUCAUGGAAGAAAAUCUUGUGCCAGAGGGAAACGUCCUGCAAAAGUUGCACUUGCUUGGAGUAAAUGGAACUUGAAGAGGGACUCUAUGAUCUACGUGGUAAUGAAAUUCGGGUUGGCGCAAAUAUUGGCUUUCUUGUUGCAGAGGAAACUAAAAGGCGUGCAUUCAAAGAUAUUGUGGCUGGACCCCCAUAAAACAUUGAUAAUGGAACUCCGGUUACAGAGUCUUUUGGUUCUGACACUCACAUGGAUGAGGCCUAACAUGCUGUAUUGAUGCCCAUGUUUGAAGUUGUAAGCAUUGAGAAGGAUUUGCACGCUGCAGUGCAUAUUUUGAGAAAGGGACUUGAUGGGGCAUUUUGUCAUAUAAAUUUGCAAGCAAUGUUAUCCUGUGUAUUUGUGGCUAGAGAAUUCAAGUCCGAGUGUCCACAAAUUUUACAGUUAGCCACUUAUUUGCAUAUACGUGAAAUUGAAGGCCAUUAAGUACAGGCUAUGGUAUUGUGUAUCUCAUUCAACAUAUAGUCUUGAACAUUUGGUGAAGCACAUUUUAAAUUGGGAGUAAUUAAUAAGCAACGAUGUACCUCAGAAAGCCAUUUCUUACAUUCGGGUACAAGUACAGUUGAUUGAAAAAGCUCUACACAGUCAAAUGAUAGAGCUCCAAAUGGCAGAAUGGAAAGUCUCUAUGCUUGAUUUGUAGACACAACAGUGUUGAUUGAUGAAGCUCCAUUAACAUAUCAUAGGCGCAUCAAUGUAGCAUGUCAUGGAGUUGAAGAAACAAUAUUGUGAAGCAGUGGCACACCACACACCAAGAAAUUUAUGACCUGAGAACUCAGUUUUUCAAUUUCGAGUCUAGAAUUUGCAUCUAACAUUUACACAUAAAUCCAGAUUUUUGAACCUUUUGUGUGCUGUGACUUGCGUAUAGCCAUGAAGCUUUUGGGAGUAAGCAUUUUUUUUUUCCAUCAUCCUCCUUUGACAUGCAUGUGGUGCUACUCAUGGAAAUUUUUUUGUAAACUUGCUUUUCAUCUGGAUUGUUGGUGGUGUCCAAUAUGAUUGUGGUUUUACUGCGGUGAACUAUUUGAUGUUCAGCCCCUCGUGCUAUGAUUGGAAAUCAAGUAGGAGAUCAAAUGAAAUUAGCUUUGGUAUUUGGUGGGCGAUCAAUUCCAAGUAAAACUGGAACAUCACAAACCUCAGAUGCUAUCAGCUACAAUGUAUGUUUUAGAUGCCAUCAACUACAAUGCAUGUUUUAGGUGCCUUAUACUUGAGAUUAUAGAAGUGAGAUUGCUAUAUACUUCUAUCUGUAACUAUCUUCUCAAAGUAAUAAAUCCGCGUAACAUUUUCUU